AUGAAGAUUUCGAGGACAGACAUUGGCCAUGGCACGAAGAGGCCAAAGCCUAUAUUUUCCAUAGAUGUUUCUGGAACAUUGAUGGCUACAGCAUCUCUUGAUGGGGAGAUAAAGCUGUGGAACGAAAAGCACGAGCAUGUCAGGACGGUUAAGAAGCACCAAGGAACUGUUCUGUGUGUUAGAUUUAGUGUUGAUGGGAAACUGCUUGCUUCUGGAGGAGAUGAUGGAAUGGUCUUUGUGUACAGAAUAGAUGGAGAUGUUGUUGCAUCUGCAUGUGAGCAUGAAAGUGAUGUCAGCAAUGUGCUGUGGACAGAUAGGUUUCUUGUGAGUGUUGGAUAUGAUGGAUAUGUUGUGUUUUACGACCUGAAGUCAUUUGAGGUUGUUAAGAAAAUGAAGCCCCAUGAGGGGCAGAUAAAGGGGGUUUCUGCAGAUAGGAGUUUCAGGUACAUGUGUACACAAGGAGAUGAUGGAAUUGUUCUAUAUGAAGAGUUUGAGGAGGUGGGGAAAAUAGAUGCUUCGGAAGGAGUGAUUCUGGAGUCUUUUUUUUCCCGUACAAGCUGGACUCCCGACGGAGAAUUCUUUGCAUCAGGACUGUCAUUCAACAGAAAUUACAACACUGUUGAGGUUUUCAGUAAGGAUUUGAAGAACGAGUGUUCGUUUAUUGGCCAUGCAGCCCCAUGCGAAGUUGUAGCCUUUAAUCCAAGGCUCUACAAAGAAGAUAGAAGAUACUAUGUUGCAGCUGUAUCAUCUCAGGAUUUGAGUCUUUCUCUGUGGUGUUCAUUGUAUUCAAAGCCGUUUCUCUUAGUCAAGAAUCUAACAGAGCUACCGGUUCUUGACAUGUGUUGGAAUGAGAGCGGCACAAAACUAUUUGUAUGUUCGUAUGGAGGAGAGGUGGUUCAGAUAAAUGUGGAGGAGGGAGAGUUUGGCAAAGUUUAUGAGGAAGAAGAGGAUGUUUCUGGUGAAGUCUUCUUCUCCAUGGAAAACAAAGAUAUGUUUGAGAGAGCAAAAAAAGAACCUGCAGAAAGCAAUAGUAAGGAUGGUCUGGCCAAAAGCUCCAAGAAGGUUGUAAGACCUGUAUUGAUAUCAUCGGAUACUCCCGAGGAGAAGGACAAAAUAGAAGGGGUGGAAGUUGAAACCAACCAUUCAUAUCUUGCGAUAUUUAACUACAGCUGCAAGAAGUUGGCCAAGAUGGCAACAAGAAGCCAAAUGCCGAAAUCCUUUGGAGAUUUUAAAGUCGAAGUUGGAAAAGACCGAACACAUGUGUCUGUCAAAAGAGGUCCUAAGGAGUUUUACAGGAUACACGGAAGCAUAGACAUGCUUUGCAUAAACAAGAAAUAUUUAUGUCUGUACACAGGAAAGAUACAGCUGUACCAUCUCAAUACUGGGAUCCUUGCGAUGCCGUUUGUCUGUGCUGGAGACGUCGUGGCAAUAGAUGUCCUUGGUAGCAAGCUGAUGUAUCUCCAAGCCGACGGAUCAUUUACAAUACUUCUGAUAAACAAGUGCAAAGUGACUUUCAAAGGAGUAAUUCCAAGGACCGAUGGGUUGCUAUCUCUGAGAUUAGACAGAAAAUACUUUCUUGUUGCUGCAUUCCCAAGUGAGGAAUACUUCCUUGGAAAGAAAUCAGGAGUUUGGUUUCUCCGGACACCUGUAUACAACAGCAUUUGGACAGAAGACACUGACCUAACACUCGAUCACGAUGAAACACUAGCACACUUGGAAAACGAGUUUCUUAUAUCACACUUUGGAGGUGAUAAGAGAAGGUUGAUGAGGGUCGUAAAGGACAUCACAAGGGCUGCUUGUAAAAUAAGAAAGAUGGGGGACUUCAUAGAGUUCAAACUGAAGAACGUCAUUAGGAUACUCUUGGGAUCGGGAGAAAGGACCAAAGCCAUCAGGGUUCUCGAAAAGAUGAAUACCAAUUAUGCAUUACAGCCGUUUGUGUUUAAAAUGCUUAAGGAGAUAGGAAAAAUAUAA
Molecule: messenger RNA, 1971 nt
Organism: Encephalitozoon intestinalis ATCC 50506
Lineage: Eukaryota; Fungi; Microsporidia; Unikaryonidae
Product: WD40 domain-containing putative histone transcription regulator
Exons: 1
Coding region: 1-1971 (656 amino acids)
Biological process (GO): DNA-templated transcription; chromatin organization
Cellular component (GO): HIR complex; nucleus
Molecular function (GO): nucleosome binding; protein binding
Source: RefSeq, a predicted model, not a curated record